AUGGGGAGCAGUGAUGAUGCUGCAAGUGCGACGCCAAACGAGGCCACCAUGUUCGCCUUCUAUCGAUAUGAUCCAAAUAUGGCCGGCGCCGUGAUCUUCACUAUCCUGUUCACGAUAACGACGGUCUGGCACGCGGUGCAGCUGUUCCGAACUCGAACUUGGUUUUUUAUCCCAUUCGUCGUGGGCGGCAUAUUUGAAAUCAUUGGCUACAUCGGACGCGCCCUAUCGAGUCACGAGAGUCCAAACUGGACUCUUGGUCCCUACUUGAUCCAAACCUUGUUCCUCCUUCUUGCACCGGCUCUGCUAGCCGCCUCUGUUUAUAUGCUCCUCGGGCGCGUCAUCUUGAUUCUACGAGCAGAGUCCCAUGCAAUCCUGAGCAAAAAAUGGCUGACCAAGAUCUUCGUGACGGGAGACGUCCUUUCAUUCUUCCUACAAGGAGCCGGCGGCGGCAUACAGAGUAGCGGCAGUCUAGACAACAUGAAGCUAGGCGAAAAGAUCAUUGUAGUGGGACUCUUCGUCCAGAUCUUCUUUUUCGGCUUCUUCAUAAUCACAGCCGGCAGCUUUGACUUGAAGCUAAGGAAAUACCCAAUCCCACGAUGCCACGAUCCGUCGAUCCCGUGGAGGAAGCAUCUAAAUGUCCUAUACGCGACCAGCUUCUUGAUCAUGGUGCGGUCGGUGUUUCGCUUGGUGGAGUAUCUUCAGGGCAACAAUGGAUUUCUUUUGCACCACGAGAUCUUCUUAUACAUCUUUGAUGCCGUAUUGAUCUUCAUGGCUAUGGCUAUUUUUAACAUCUUUCAUCCUAGUGAGCUGACGCAUCUGCUGAGGGAGGCACACGAGUACGAGCUUCAGAGUUCGUAUGAUAAAUAUGGGGUGUAA
Messenger RNA from Aspergillus oryzae RIB40, 876 nucleotides. RefSeq names its product RTA1 domain-containing protein. NCBI's taxonomy places the organism in Eukaryota, Fungi, Ascomycota, Eurotiomycetes, Eurotiales, Aspergillaceae. The record is from RefSeq and is a predicted model, not a curated record. The coding region runs from base 1 to 876 and encodes 291 amino acids. Gene Ontology annotation, cellular component: membrane. The transcript is spliced from 3 exons.